CAGCACAGAGGGAGCGCUGACAGGCGAGCAGGGAGUGUCCUUUAUUACACCACAGGGAAAGAGUAUCACACUUGCUGUCAGGAAGAAGAGUCCCCCAGCAUCCUAACAUCCCGGACUAUACCUGAAGAAACUUAUUUUUGUUUGCAGCUGACGCGAAUUGGCUGGUGAAGUUUGACGCGCUCAUUACGCACUAAAGAACCUCCUGCAACAGGAAAGCGUUUUUUCUUCUUUAGUUUCUUUCUUUCUUUCUUUCUUUUUUGCCUACUAUUCACAUGAAGCAACUUUUUUCUCGGAGUCCAGAUUUUGUUGUUAGACUGUGUGCCUAUCAGCCGAAGUCGCGCGUCUUGCUGCUGAAAACCUGCGUGGAAACAUGAAUGUGUCUCUCUUUAACAUGACUCAGGAAGCGCUCUUUAACGGGAGUCAGACCCUCACCGAUGCUCUGGCGACAUACUCAAGUAACAGCACGGACGACGUGGUUACUGGAGAUGGCGGAGGGUCGCUGGUGCUUCUGCAGGAAGAGCGUAAACUCUUCGUCAUGCGUGUGGUGCAGAUCGCUGUUCUGUGCGUCCUGUCGCUCACCGUCAUGUUCGGCAUAUUUUUCCUGGGUUGCAACCUGAUGAUCAAAUCAGAGAGCAUGAUUAACUUCUUGGUGAAAGAGCGGAGACCUUCAAAAGACGUGGAGACUGUCAUGGUUGGGCUCAGCUAGGGCGAUGACAUCAGACCCGGUGGAGAAACUGCGGGGGGAUCCAGCCGCUGACCAAAGCCCGUGUCUGCUAAAUGUGAUCAAAGACGCUCUCUUUGUGUCCCAGACACCAAAGAUAUGCAAAACUUCACGCUUCCUUCCAAGAAAUGACUACAGGCAAGUAGUCCAACGACCAAUGUUCGUGCGUAAAGCUUGUGCGUAAAAUCUGGGCAGUUGUUUACACGUGGGCCGUUUCGUUGAAUACUUUUUUUGGAUGAAUUUGAUAUUGCCAACUUGAACAAAGUGACAACAACGUUUACAACCAUCAUGUCAUGUUUCUUUCCUUAUUUUCGUAAAAUUCAAGUGACUUUGUUUGGAAAUAUGCCCUCGAGCAUGUUUGUGAGUUCUAGUAGUUCCACGCCUGCCAGUGCAGUCUGUGAAAGUGAUGGAUGUGUGGAUUUUCUCUUUACAAAAAAAAGUAUUUUUCUUGGUCUCGUUUGGUAAAUUUACUCUUAAUGCCGAUGUUUUCGAUCGGCCUUUUUGAAGAAACCGCCUCAUAGCUUUAUGGAGUGGUUGUAAACAUUUAUGGCAUGCUCGCGGAUCGACAAAGUGAUUUUUGACCCGUUUUGCACUUUUGAAAGUCACUAAUGCUGCAUGAACUUUUUGUACCAAAUUCUUGAAAACGUAGCAUGCAAUUAAAAUACUGAAACUGACA
This is a messenger RNA of Oryzias latipes (Japanese medaka), 1397 nucleotides long. RefSeq names its product reprimo-like (gene rprml). The record is from RefSeq and is a predicted model, not a curated record. Lineage: Eukaryota; Metazoa; Chordata; Actinopteri; Beloniformes; Adrianichthyidae.